CAAAUUUUUUCUUAUGCUAAAAGCAAAGCUAUAUCUAAAGUGCGGCAAAGGCAUAAAAUGAAUUCGCUCGUACGGUUUUUGAUAUUUGUAGCAUGUCUCAACCUGCUAUGCCUUAUGCGAUUACUUUACGAGGUAUUCAAAUAGUCGAAUUGGUGCACCUCGAAGUUGAAAACCUCUUAUCAAUUACACAAUAGAAUACUUCCUAUUGAGGGACUUAAUAUUUUUAUUCAAGGCUUCCUUUAUAUGACAUUGAAGUUUGAAAAGUUUUGGCAUUUGUGAUUUUUCGGUACAAUUCAAAAUUUCUAUGCUAAAUGGAGAAAAAUAUCAAACUCAGCUCUAAAAGCUACUACCAAAAUACUGAAACCACACAAAUACUUAUACGUAAACCUAAUACAAUAUUUAUCACUACGAACUAAAACCAUAUUAUAAAUAUGGCAUGCUUUAAGCGCGACAAGCUCGACUGUGAAUGUCCCGUCGAGUGUCCGAAAAUCCAGUUAACCAAGGAACGUCGUUACACCUGGCUGAAUUCCAGUGGUUGCGUAGUCAGUCGUCCGCUGACGAACUACGAGUGCCAGCUGGAGGAUGAAGUGCAGCAGCUGCAGGACGCUCUAUUCUCUAUAUCCUCGCACUAUGCCAAGAUUCAGUUUCGUUUGCGUCAGAUAGCCACAGCCUCGGGCUACGAGCAGGAAUGUCUGCUGCGCGAACUGGAGCGGGUCACAUGCCAGGGCAUCGAUGACAGACACAACGAGCUGCCCAACUUGUUGAGCGACUCGCACAGGCUGGGCAAUGUGCGUGGCAAGCAGCAGAAGAUCAUCUCAGAUAUCAGGAGUCGGCUCACGAACCUGGCCGAAGUGACCGAUGUCUGUUUCUGCGCAGAGUCCGAUAGUAGCUACAAUUUGCGUAGGCAUCUUCAGCGAGAGCUGGAGGAAGCCCCUCUCGAGGAAAUACCAUUACCUGCCACAGAGGAACAUGAGAAGAACUGUUCGUGUGUCGUUUGUCAGGACCGUAUGGAGGAGAAAUGCAAAGUGCCAGCCUAUGAGCGGGGCUAUCUGUCGGAGACCUGGCCAAGCGUUGAUGAAUGCAUUGAUGAAACCCAAACCCAAACUAAGCAGAAGAAGAAAAAGUCCAAUAAAUAUAGUCUGGAAAAACUAUUAAUCGAGCAAUCGAGCCUGUUAAAUCCUAGUCGCACCGGUGUAAGUCGCACCGUUAUAAGUUCUGCUAGUGGUAAAAAAGCUCCCAAGGAAGUAAAUUCCAUGCAAAGAAAUUCACGAAUCAAUGGGGUACAAAGCGCUAGAAGUCUCAAUCGCACCGUUAUAAGUUCUACAAGUGGUAAAAAAGCUCCCAAGGAAGUAAAUUCCAUGCAAAGAAAUUCACGAAUCAAUGGGGUACAAAGCGCUAGAAGUCUCAAUCGCACCGUUAUAAGUUCUGCUAGUGGUAAAAAAGCUUCUAAGGAAGUAAAUUCCAUACAAAGAAAUUCACGAAUCAAUGGGGUACAAAGCGCUAGAAGUCUCAAAUCCAAAAGUAAUCAGGAUAUCAAAACGCAAAAGAAAGGUGUAGUGCAAAAACUACCAACGCAUAGCUCUAAGUGCUGGCAAUUGCAACGCAGAAAAUCCCACGAGCCGCAACAAUUUUCGCCAAGAAAUUCGAAAAUGAAAGACGCUUUAGAUGCAGCUGAGGCUGGGGAAAAGUGCAUGCCUGGUUGCAAAUGUCCGGGAUCGAAGCGCAUGAGUCAACGGGACUUUGCAUUAAUGCAAAACUACAAGAGUCGAAUGGAGCUGAAAAAGAGAAAGUCCAGCAGUAGAGCUCAGGGCUCAAAAAUGAAAUAUGAAAUAGAAGGUGAUACACCAACAGAAUCGACAUGGAGUGGCCAGAGCUGCUGCUGUAAUCCUGUAGAGUAUAGCCCGAAAUCCACGAAUAUGAAUAGAGCCAAGGACACAAUCAGAUCUAAACCACAGAGCUGCACAACGCUAGACUCUGGCAAUCAAGUAGAACAUAAGGGGAAAACCACCAAUAUCAAAAGAGCUAAGGAAUCACCACGCAUAAGUCCUCAAGGCUCGGAAAUGCAAUACUCCAAAAAUCAUGUUGAGAUACGAAGAGACAGCAAGGUCAAGUCCCAAAAUGGCAAAGCAAGUUGCCCACAGGCCUGUAUAACGAUAUGCCCUGGCAAUCAAGUUCAACAAAAUGUGACUAUCAAGCGAUCAACACGAUGUAGUCUUCAGAGCUCACUGUUGCAAUACCCAGACAAUCAAGUAAAGCGCAAAAGUAAAAGCAUUCAAAACAAUAGUGCUAGGGAAUCGCCCCGAAGUAGUUCACCAAGCCCAAGAAUCCAAUCUCCUCACGAACGAGUAGAGCAGACUAACAGCCUGAAGGCAAGUAAAUCCAGAUAUAGAACCCCGUCGAACGGACAAAGUACUCCUCCAAGUGAGUUAAUGCAAUGCGAUGGAUGUCAAGAUGCCUGCGAGAUAAGCAAGUCCAGCAUUAGAUCUAAGGAACCACAACAGCGCCCUGCCAAAAGAGUGCAAUACCAAAACCUGGAAUCUGAAUGCGAAAGCGAAUCGGAGCUAAGUUCCGGAUGUCAAAACCAUCAACAAGACAGCAGCCAAGAAACCGUCCAUAGCCGGGAAACGGAAUGUAGGGAGGGGGAUACACAGGUCCCAAGGUACAACUGUGCCUUGGCAGAGAUGUCCACAUGUUUUGUUCAUAAGCGCAACGCAAGAACAUUAUGCGACAAGCGAUCUUGUACGGCUGUUUGUUCUAAAACUUGUACAUGCUAUGAUCAGCUGCCGGAUGAGAGUAGCAAAAAGCCAAGCAAAAAAGAAUUGAAAACUUGCGACAAGGAAACCUGCUCUAUUAAGCAGGCCAAAAGGCAAGCGAAAAAGAAGCCCGAAAAGAAAGAGAGCAAGAAGGAUUUGAAAUCAAAAUCUAUGACCAUGAUACCAAACGUAAAACCAUUGACACCAGCACUAAAACCUCCACGCAACUUCGUCGAGAGCCAGAAGAAUAGUUACCUUAUCUAUCCAAAUGUCCCCGCCAAAUAUGGUUCUCCAACCAAAGAGAAAUGUGGACGACGUUUCUGUAGAUUGUUUUGCAACAAGUUUAGCAGAACCUCGGUAGAUCCAAAUACCAAGAAAAAGCCUGACAAAAAAGAACUUAAACUAAGCGAAAGCCUAACUAACCCCUGCCCACAAACGUCAAAGAGCCCUGACCGCGAGACUGUGCUUCAAGAACUAAAGUCUCGCUUCAAAGCUAAAGAGUCGAGCGAAAAUGAUGGAGGCUGGCGAUUAGCUCAGCUAUAAUCAUAAGUUAUCUUAAAACACUCUCAAACAAUGGCAGGAACUCUCUGGAGCCACGUUGAAAGUGUUUUAGUUUAGUUUAGGAUUAUGCUUGCUUCCAAUAUCUGGUAGGUCGUAUGAUUUAUAUUGUAUGAUGGCAUGUUAUGUAAGCCGUUGUAAAUGUUAACUGGACUUAAGUCCAGCAGAUGUGCCAUGCCCAGGGUCUUGGAGAUCAUCUCGCCAUAGGCAGAGUGAAAGCUGGAUCCUGCUGUUGAUCUUGGCCAAGAAUACCAAAGUGCAAAGUCGGGUAAAUUUGCGUCUGUCAUUAUAUAGAAGUUUCAUGUUUGGAUAUUUAGUAAAAU
This is a messenger RNA of Drosophila novamexicana, 3634 nucleotides long. RefSeq lists its product as uncharacterized. Bases 432 to 3296 code for a protein of 954 amino acids. NCBI's taxonomy places the organism in Eukaryota, Metazoa, Arthropoda, Insecta, Diptera, Drosophilidae. The transcript has 3 exons. The record is from RefSeq and is a predicted model, not a curated record.